Chanos chanos (milkfish) is the source of this 2602-nucleotide messenger RNA. RefSeq names its product tetraspanin 14 (gene tspan14). Gene Ontology annotation, cellular component: plasma membrane. The transcript is spliced from 9 exons. The record is from RefSeq and is a predicted model, not a curated record. The coding region runs from base 28 to 837 and encodes 269 amino acids. Lineage: Eukaryota; Metazoa; Chordata; Actinopteri; Gonorynchiformes; Chanidae.
GCUAACAACAAAGCGCCGGGUGUGAAGAUGUACUAUUACAGGUAUGAAAAUGCAGAGGUCAGCUGUUGCUAUAAGUACCUCAUGUUCAGCUAUAACAUCGUCUUCUGGCUGGCUGGAGCGGCUUUCAUUGCUGUCGGCUUUUGGGCCUGGAGUGAAAAGGGUGUGUUGUUGGACCUGACCCAGGUGACACGGUUGCAUGGUUUUGACCCGGUUUGGGUGGUGCUGGUUGUGGGCACAGUCACCUUUGUUUUGGGCUUCGCUGGCUGCGUAGGAGCUCUGAGGGAGAACAUCUGCCUUCUCAAAUUUUUCUCAGGAGUCAUUGGGUUCAUCUUCUUCUUGGAGCUUACUGCAGCAGUGCUGGCGUUCGUUUUUCAGGAUCCACUGAGGGAGUGGAUUAACGAUUUCUUCUUGGCCAAUGUCAAGGCCUACAGGGAGGAUAUCGACCUUCAAAACCUCAUUGACUCCCUCCAAAAACUGAACCAUUGCUGUGGUGCCAAGGACCCAAACGACUGGAACCUUAACGUGUAUUUUAACUGCACUCAACUCAACCCUAGCAGAGAGAGAUGUGGUGUGCCUUUCUCUUGCUGCCUCAGUGAUCCUGCAGACACAGUGGUGAACACACAAUGUGGUUAUGAUGUCCGGGAUAAAGGAAACAUGAAUGAUUGGAGCAACAAAAUUUAUGUGAAAGGCUGUAUCGCAGCCCUGGAGGAUUGGCUUCCAAGAAAUAUCUAUAUAGUGGCUGGAGUAUUCAUCGUCAUAUCUCUGCUCCAGAUGAUGGGCAUCUUCCUGGCCAGGACGCUGAUAGGAGACAUAGAGAAGGUCAGAUAUAACUAUUAAUAAGAUGCAUCCCUACGGACUGAAAGGGGGAAGGUGUUGUGAGAGACAAAUAUCUCUUUUCAAACUGCUGCUGCCUCUUUCCCAUCAGUUUCUGUGACAUUUUCUGUGGCUCAUCAAGAAAAGGAAAGGGGAAUUGGAAACUGUAGAUCCAUAUUCACCUCCCGUCAUAUCUGGAUCACCUCUUUAACUCACUCUAAAGGGACAGAGACUUUGGACACACCCAAGCAGUGAUACACAAAGCUGCCUUCCUCCAGCUGGACAUCCCAGCACGUGCCUUUUUUCCCCUCUAGGGGGCAGUCAGACAGUUGUGGAAUUGUCAAGAUCUCUCAGGCGUCUCUAUGUUUUGUGUGUGUGUGUGUGUCUGUUUCCUUAUAUAUGUUGUUUUUCUCCUUGGGACCAGCAUUAUCCAAUAAAAGAUGAAAAUGGAAGACAAUACUACAUUGGAUCCACAAGAUCAUGAAUGGAUGUAUAUAGCUCUACAGGUGGAAUUUUGGUGUCUUCACGUGCAGUUUACAGUAGCAGAUGUCUGUUAAUCAUUUCAGACCUGUCAAAAAUGAACUAACUUACCAGAGGAGGCUUCAGUUAAAGAACCACCACUGCUCAUGACAUCAGCUUCUCUUAAACUCAAGGCCUUAUUCUAGUAGUCACCCUGAAUUCCCCAUAGGGUCUGAUUGUGUCUGAUGCAUGCCAAGACACUUCUGAACAGCUCUCUAUGAGUCACUGAUUCAACUAGUGUGAAGUUAGGAGUAUAAAACAUACAGGAUGUCCUUGAGCCCUGCUGCUCUCUGAGUCGUGCCCGUUUCCUCCAAGACUCUGCAAAACAGCGGUUUAAGUAAAAAGAGAAGGGACGAAUAGAAUUAGAUUGAAAAGAGCUUUAAAAACAAAAAAAAUGUGUAAGACAUUUCGAAUGGCACAGUUUUUUUUCUUAUCCCUUGUUAAAGUGUCGAAAUCUUAGCUGACUUGAUAAAGAUUGGCCUGAGUCAUUCUGAUCAUUUCUUUUCAUGUCUGCUGCAGAGUUUGAAUCUGCUACAAAUUCAGCAGAGACAGGCGAGAGGCAGUGUGUGUUGUAGAGGAAGUGAGGGCCAAAGAGAAGGUAAAGGUAGGAGCUGUGUCACUCAAAUGAGUCAUACGCAAAGCUAGCAGUUAGGACCCAUUAUGUAACAUUAUUAAACGCAUGCAACUUCUUUAGUUGUUUAUUGUGAGUUCACCGUGCAAAUAUCUAUGUAUAUAUAUUUUUUUUAACUGGCUAGAUAUUUUUAUGAGCCCAUUAUGUGAGGUUUGUAUUUGCUUAUAAGUGGUUUUAUGAUGCGGUAUUGCUGCUUCGUAAAGCACUGUAGGUGCGGCCUUAAAUUGAAGUCUUGCUUUUAUUCACCUGUCAGAACACUUACGUGGCCUACUCAGAGGAGCAGUAGACAGAGCUUAAAUAGUCUCUUGCCUUUGGAAAAUGUAAGUAUUUCAAAAGCUUGUGGUAGUUUGAAAUAGACUAAACGUAUCUUUUCGCCUUCCUUCUUGCCCAGCGAGGAGCAUGAGCACUUGUUUUGACACAAUACCUCUAGUUUUCUACUUACGACCAUGUCUUGUACUCGCGUACUGUGCCUUCUCUCUUGGCAAAAGAGACUGCACCUGUGAGCAUAGCAAAGCUGUGUAUGCUGCAUUUUCCUCUUGUUAAACUUUCUCCUCUCUGAUUAGAAAGUGAUCCCUGUGUCAUCUGAGGACUUGUCUUUUGGAGUUGGCAAGAAGUUUUGGGCGUUUUUUUUUUUUUUUU